Neoarius graeffei (lesser salmon catfish) is the source of this 1935-nucleotide messenger RNA. Its product is annotated as putative nuclease HARBI1. The transcript has 4 exons. The record is from RefSeq and is a predicted model, not a curated record. Bases 674 to 1858 code for a protein of 394 amino acids. Lineage: Eukaryota; Metazoa; Chordata; Actinopteri; Siluriformes; Ariidae.
UUAACAACAUUGUGGUACUGAUGACCAUAUUGUGGAUGGUGUUUGUAUUUUCAUGUACAUAAAGGGUACAAGCGACCUAUAUGAGACUUUUAUUUUAAAAUCUAGGUGCAGGUUGACUUAAUUAUGCAGUGAUUUCGUAGCUUCACAUGUCUCACUUCUCCGUGAAAUACUCGAAGCGCUUGUGUUCUUUAACUACCCGUUUUCCUUAAACCCCGCCCUCCUGUGCUUUGAUUGGCUCAUUCAGAAGCGGACGCUGUCCUCCAAACAGUUAUAAUGAACAACAAAACGAGUAUAACUAAAGAAAAGUCAUACAGAUUAAAAUCAGAUUUUAUAUUUAUAUCCGAAUUAAAGAGUCGAGUUGCUACGGCAAUGUCGAGUGACCAGUCAGCGACCAAUCAUGGCGCAGGGAGGGGCGUGGUUUUGGCAAAACGGGUGCGAAAGAAAUAGCGCUGGAUGAAACGUUGGGAGUUUCUCAAUGUCGAGGCUCUUUCCUUGGUAGGACGAGUCCUUCAGAGGCCUGGCAAGACUCCUUCCGAGCAUUCCUCGGAGAACACACAAUCAUGGAACGGUCUAACGAGUGUGCAGAUGUGCGUCAUUGAAAAGGUUCCGCCUUCAAUAUUCCGCGCGACAAUUUAAAAAAAAUAGUGGAAAUAAUAAUAUUUUCAUCGUAAUAAUGGAGGCGGCGUGGCUGUUUGUGCUCUUCAAAUAUUUUGUUGAAAUGGAGGAAGAAAUUGAAAUGGAGCACCGGCGGCAGUCUCUCAGGAGGAGGAGGAGGCUGUACUGCCGGCUCCUCUGCCAGCGGCGGGCUCAGGUCCGUCAUUACUGUGCCAUCAACGCCACUGUACCUGUGCUCCAGAGGUACUUUGGGAACGAGGACACCCACCCAGACUUUGCGCUGGGCCGAGAGGCCAUACAGCAGCUCCUGGUGGCCCUGAAGACGGAGAGGCAGCAUGGAUGGGGCCCAACUCUGGAGACUUUGGUGUUCCUGUUCUGGCUGGUCACCGGCUCCGCUUACAGGCUUGUGUCCAGAGUUUUUAAUAUACCUCUUCCGACCGUCCACAGGGUCAUCCAUAGGAUGGCAGAUGAGGUGGUGGCCGUCCUUCCCCAGUUCGUCUGCCUCCCAUGCACACAGGAAGAAGUCCAGGUGGUCGGGGAGGGUUUUGCCCAGUUGGCUCGGGACCAUGUUUUUGCCAAGGCAGCUGGGGCAAUAGACUUCUGCUACAUUAGAAUUAAAUGUCCCGGAGGCCCUAACAGUCAUGACAACCGGUACAGGAAGCUGUUCCCGUCAAUGGUGCUCCAGGCCGUCUGUGACCACCAGGGUCGCUUCAUUGACAGUUUUGUGGGUUACCCAAGAAGCGUCCAUGAUGCGCACAUCUUGAAGAACAGCCCCAUCUACACUAAACGGACUUACCCUCCACCUGGGUAUUUCAUCCUUGCUGAUGGUAGUUACCCGUGUCUACAGGAACCCCUGGCUCUUAUCACACCGUACAAGAGGCCAGUAAGAGGCAUUGCAGAACAACGGUUCAAUUACCAUCAUGCCAGAGCUCAUGCAAUCAUCAAGCAUACCUUCGGAAUGAUGAAAACCCGCUUCAGGUGCAUCUUUUUAGAACCACUUGAAGUACAUCCACAAUUUGUUCCCAAGGUGGUGACUGCAUGUGUCAUUUUACACAACAUAUGCCUCGAGGUUGGGGAUGACCUACCACCAGAAGAGGCGGUCCAGAAGGAGGACGACCAGCCCCCUGCUGAGUGCGAAGUUGGGGACAGUCAGAAUGGAGCUGCAUGGCGCACAGCUUUGGCCAAUGAGGUGUCGUCGCUUCAGGAGGCACCUCUCGACCACGACUAUUUUGCCCAGUCUUGAAACAUCAAUGUCGACAUCAACAUCACAUCACCUCAUUUGUUUUAUCUAUGCAAUAAAAUUUGCGUAUUAUUGUUAAA